AUGAAGGAAAUGUUAAAUAAGGACCUGCAGGAGAUGCAGGGCUGCUCGGCUAAUGCACUGUCUGCCACUGAGCUCCGCAUACAGCUGGCAGAGAAAGAACAUGAGCUGGACCAUGCCAAAGAGGCCUUGCAAGCUAUGAAAUCUGACCGUACAAGGUUAAAGGCAGAGAAGACUGACUUAAUGAACCAGAUGCAGCAGCUGUAUGCUACAUUAGAGUCUCGAGAGGAACAGCUCCGUGACUUCAUCAGGAACUAUGACCAGCACAAAAAGGAGAGCGAGGAUGUGGUGAAGUCUCUGGCAAAGGAUAAGGACCUUCUGGAGAGGGAGAAGUGGGAUCUGCGCAGGCAAACCAAAGAGGCCACGGAGCACGUUGGCCUCCUGCGCUCAGAGAUUGACAUGAAGGAGAACAGAAUUAAAGAGCUGGAAGCUGAGCUAACUAUGGCAAAACAGUCUCUGGCCACCCUCACUAAAGAUGUUCCAAAACACCACUCAGUGGCCAUGCCUUCAGAGCUGGUGGUGAACGGUAGUCAGGAGUGGGUGAUGCAGGCCGAGCUUCCUCUCACUGCAGCAAUCAGACAGAGCCAGCAGACCUUGUACCAUUCCAGCCCGCCACACCCGUGAGACAGAGCUGCAUUGCGAAUCAGCCCGUGUCACUCACGCCAACCCUCCAUACUCUCAGACACAUCAGCAGCUGAUGGUGAUCGCUCGUCUACACCCAGUGACAUGAACUCUCCUCACCACCGGACUCACUCCCUCUGCAAUUCCAUGGAAGACCUCGAGGACCAGAAGCAUAAGAAGAAGAAAAAGGAGAAGAUAAGCCUGGGUUCGCUCUCCCGAGUGUUUGCCCUGGGAAAAUCCCAACGCAAGUCUCUGGACCCUGGUCUGUUUGAUGGUACUUCCAACCCUGAUUAUUAUAUUGAGGAGGAUACCGAAUGGUGA
This is a messenger RNA of Neoarius graeffei (lesser salmon catfish), 939 nucleotides long. Its product is annotated as kazrin-like. The record is from RefSeq and is a predicted model, not a curated record. The transcript has 8 exons. Lineage: Eukaryota; Metazoa; Chordata; Actinopteri; Siluriformes; Ariidae.